Molecule: messenger RNA, 2100 nt
Organism: Diaporthe citri
Lineage: Eukaryota; Fungi; Ascomycota; Sordariomycetes; Diaporthales; Diaporthaceae
Exons: 2
Coding region: 1-2100 (699 amino acids)
Source: RefSeq, a predicted model, not a curated record
AUGUCGAAAUACGAGGACGAUAAAGGUCAACCCAGGGAGAAGGAGAGGGUGCCGACGCUCAAAGCGACCGACUGGAAGACGCCACAUGGACAAGUCAAGGCACAGAGUGAUACCGAAGAUGUGUCGCCACGGUCCAAAGGCGAGAUUCCCUUGACCGAGAGGCACACAGAAGAGAUCCGAAGACGCAUCGAAGAAGCCAAAGAGAGGGCAGCGAAGACCAGUCCUCCUGUCUCUGAUGUUUCAGUACCUUCUCGGUCUCCAACUCAGCCUGCUGUGCCCCCUCCGAUAAACCCCAACCUGUCUACGUCCAGUUUGAGCUCAGUAUCCCCGGAGCUUCUGACAGAGCUGCGUAAGAUCAUCAGGGAAGAGGUCGAGCAGCUAAACAAGGGAGAGAAGCAAGCCGAGCCACUUGAUAAGCCAUCAAGGCCCCCGAGGCCAACAUCCCCUCUCCGUCCAUGGACGGACACCCAGGACUAUGUCCUCCCUACCGCCGCAGCUGCCGCCGCAGCUGCCACUGCUGCAAGCUUGCCAAAGGACGGCGGUGAGAAGAGAUCAAGUCCGACGACAACAGGAGGACCAUUUCCGACCACCACGCAACACAAGGAUCCCCCACGGCAUUCAACUGUGCGCUUUAGCAAUGAGACUAAAGCGGCCAUGCCCGUGCCCCCUCGAAGCGGCGAGGACGACAACCGAAAGAGCUCGUCCACCAAAGAUGCCAGGCAGUUGACAGCCAUCGACCAGAAGUGGGGGGUGCUGUUCGACAAAGACGGCGAGUCGACCAAGCGGAUGGAGCAUGUUGUCAAGGGGCUCGCAAACUACAUCAUCGAAGAGUUCAUGCCACAGAGCUCCAUCGUGAUCACACCCGAGAAAAUGGCUGCAUUCUACUCGCACCACCGCCUGGACAAGGAGGUGUUCCCCUUUGCAGUCCUGUUUAAGUCACGUUCGAAGCACCUGCACGAGGCUUUGGAAAGCCUAUAUGAGGACCUGGGAUGUCAGUACUUCCUCGCCCCCGUCGACAGCAGAUCACGGCCAAGUGUCCCUGGCCUCACGCCUGCGGGCUUCAAGCACUGGCUGGUCUCGUUCGUCCAAGCGUAUCCCGACGAAGAGGCCAAGCGCCUGGACAAGGUUGUGUCAGCUUUGCCUAUUGAAGCGGACAGUCUCUUGGACGGGAAACCCGAGAGGCUUCCGAAGCAAAUAUCACGAUAUCUUCUUCCGGAGAAACCGGUGCGAAAGGUGCAGAAGAUAGUGGAUGAGGCGAUGAGAAACUUCACACAAGACAUCAACAACUCGUCAACAUCGCAGUCAAAUACAGCAAUAACAGCAGUGAGCUCACGGUAUAUACCAGACGCCGCUAUCAAGGAGAAUAGGGCGGACGAUGGAGGUACGGGCCAAGAAAGGGACAGGCGAACGACCUCGACAGCUGCCAGCGGCAGCCGCGACCACGACGACAGCCGCAGAAAAUCGAUGGCGACACCACCAGGGCCCGGCCACCUCGGACGGACGAACUCGCUCGACACAGGCGGCCGAAAUUCCCAGAGCAGCAGGACGGCCCACGCCUCGUCGUCCGGUGGAGGGCUGGGAAGGUCAGCGACCGGGUCCUCGUCAUCCUCGAGAAAGAAUCGCAGCCCUCAGAGGAACUCGUAUAGCCAGUCUGUACCUUCGGGCCUCAACCGCGACGAUGUUGGGGCCGACCGGCGGUCGUCCACGAUAUCAGCGGCUGCAGCGAGCGUAGCGGCGGCAGUCUUGAGGCCCUCGUCGCGCGCGGCGAUAUCGGCGGCCCAUCUGGCCUCCCAGGGCAUGUCGUCGUCGACGCCUGCCCUGGACACGGGUGCGCGAGACCCGCGGGCUGGUGGCGACUCCCGCGACAAACGGCCCAGCCUGGACGAGUCGCUGCCGCGGGCGCCGACGUCGGCCUUCAACCUGAGGGACAAGGCCGGUCUCGACAACAGAAGCUCCAGCAAGCAGUCCAAGAGACGGAGCAUGGUGCUCCCCGACCUCAAGGGCCCGACGUGGGACGACUACCUCAAGAGCUCUGCGCCCAAGUCGUCGACCUCGUCGUUCAUGAAGAGGGCGGACCCCGGGUACCACUCGUCGGGUUGA